UCUUCGAGAAUUUCUAGAUUUUCCUUUUUAACGUAGAAUGUAUUUUUCAUUGUUUGAAUCCCGUUUGUUCUCCUAAAGUCGCAUUUUCCUAAGGUGCGAUUCGUGGUUCCGAAAAGAAUGGAUAGCCUAGGAGGAAAGUGUCAUGGUUGCCGUCGGGAUUCUACUAUGACAAACAAUGUGUGAAUUGGGCGUCCCAGACCUAACCAAAUUCCAUCCAUAAUGCAUUAAUCUGAGAACCAAAGCGUGUGUGAAGCCUCCUCCCGGAUCAGUGUAGUGAUUUUGACUGAUGACACUUUAGGUCUUGUUAACGCUGAAACCAAGCCUGAAAUAAACAUUAAAAAUAAAUGGGAAAUGUGGAAAAAAUGAGUCCUAACAGUUCACAUCGUGAGGAACCAAGUGCCAGUGGCGUGCGGGUUUGUUUUUAAACUGGAAAGUGAUUUAGUGACUGUGCUGACAUCUGAUCAUGUUCGACAUCAUUUCAAGUUGACAACAUGCCGCUGACAGGUGUCAUCGUAAGGGAAGCCCCAAAGUAGACCGGCAAGCUGUGGUGCCAUUUACAUAGGCAGUAUAUAAUGUACACAUGUAGCGCUAACAGAGAACGCAGGCAAAUUCUAUGCAAGACGAACGGUCGGCAGUUGAACAUAAAAAGAUAAACAUGACUUGCAAAAAAGAAUUUUGCUCUAUACACAUGAAUUAAGCAUGCUUAGUAAACGGUUUUGAAGAGCUGGUGCAGCCGAUUUAUCAGAACUGUUGAAACAGCUAUGAUGCAAUUUGGCAUUGUCAAAUUCGGUAUUCAGCGGAAGUGUGGAGACCGGUCUAAGGAUAACAAAGAUAAAGACCGUAAUCAAUCGAGUAAGGAUCAAUACGAAGAUACAAACGACGUAUCCAACAUAGCCUGCAGAAUUAGAAAUUGCGAUGAUGAUUGUUUAGAAAUGUGUUCUGACCUUAGCAAGAGCGCCGCUACUACAACUGAAACACUGAAAUCUUUAAAAGAACUUACCGUUCCUGUAUAUCAGCGAAAAACAGCUUAUUCUAUUGAAGACGAUAAAAUGGAUUUUCAUGAAACUUCACCAAACACUCAAGAUGACCAAACGGAAGGCCUGGACCUAUCUGCAAAUCGGAAACUUCCACCGAUGCCCGCCGCCAGUCAUGUAACUUUAGAAGCCCUUGAAAACACUAAAGUAGCAGUAGCACAAUUUGCGGCUACCGCACUGGCUAAUAGCGAUAAAAAUGAGGACGCUUUGAAGGAAUUCGCUACAAUUCAAUCUUCACUCUUCAAUCUCCAAAACCAGCAAUUGUUACAGAUCCAACUAAUACAGCAUCUGAAGUCUAAACUUUCAGAAAAUCUUACCCAGGCGAGAAAUGAAUCUGAAAGUGACGAGGAAAUGAUAACAGAAAAUAAAAACGAAGGCAAUGAUUCGGAGUCUGAUGUAAAGGAUGCCUCAACCCCCCUUGGGAAAAAGCAAGAAGCCAAGGAAAAUGAUCGUAAGCUGAAAAAGAAUUUCAAUGAAAUGGGGGGAACCGAGGCAUCGCAGCAAGAACGAUUUUCGACAAGUUCAUCCUUAGCUUCUAGUAUUAUAACUAAUCAUGAUCCUCCACCUCCUUUCGAUGAGCCAAAUUCAUUGGAGAUGCUUCAGAAACGAACUCAAGAGGUGCUCGACUCAGCUUCGCGUGAUUUACUCACUGGCAAUUUAGCUGAUGAGCUUCUCUUUCGAAGAGAUAAAGAUUCUCCUGACGGCAAAGGCCGAAAUGAUCCGUUUUUUAAACACAGGUGUCGCUAUUGUGGGAAGGUAUUCGGUUCCGACUCAGCUUUGCAGAUUCACAUUCGUUCACACACAGGAGAAAGGCCGUUUAAAUGCGACGUCUGUGGGAGUUCUUUCACUACAAAGGGAAAUCUUAAAGUUCAUUAUCAAAGACAUACUCAGAGAUAUCCUUGCUUCCAUGUGGUUGAUCCCUUGGAAAGCUAUCCUGCUCAAAAUAAUCAAUUCGCUAGAAGUAUGCCUUUUGAGGGCAUUCCGAAUACUUUUAGAUCACCCUUAGAUAAUUUAAGAACUAGGGUGGAUAAUUUGAAUAGCUCUGUUGGAAGUUUUGGACAAGAAAUAGCCAAGGAUCUUCAAAAGCCCUUACAACAUGAAAAGCUUGAUAAAGAGUCGGAGGAUAUACGAAAAGAUGGUGAUUCAUUAAAUAUCCCUGAGCAAGAUCAGCCUGAAAAUUUGACGACUUUACCCCACCGCACAUCGCCCACUCCCACUCAGCAGUCAAGCAAAUCAUCCUCACCUAACAGUCAACUUGUUCAAAACCAUGAUGCCCCUAUCGAACUGAACGAUAAUUCAUGGGAAAGUUUGAUUGAGAUUGCCAAAACAUCUGAGACUUCCAAAUUACAGCAUUUAGUAGAUAAUAUAGAAACCAAACUCACCGAGCCAAACCAGUGCAUGUUUUGCCAGCGUACCCUAUCCUGUCGAAGUGCUUUGCAAAUGCAUCUAAGAACCCAUACUGGAGAAAGACCAUUUCGGUGUCGUAUUUGCAGCCGCGCUUUCGCAACGAAAGGGAACCUCAAGGCCCAUAUGAUUAUACAUAAAAUCAAACCACCGAUUCGUAGCCAAUUCAAAUGUCCUGUAUGUCAUUCAAAAUUCACCAAUGCAGCAGUUCUUCAGGAACAUAUUCGUUAUCACGCUAAUGAAGAAUUCGAACGACCAUUGGAACUGAGCAGUGAACCAAAAGAAAGAUCACGGAGAGUACGUAAAGAAAGUUUCGAUGCUUGUUCAUCAGAAACUUCUGAAAAACGGUCAGAGUCAUCACAAGGGGAUUUUAGCGAAUAUGCAAUAGAAAGUGAAGAUAUCGACGAAAAUGUUGAAGUGGAAGAUUUUGCGGAAGACGAAAAGUCAGCAUCAGAAUCGGAAUUUUCCGACGGAGUUCUGGAUUUAUCAGUACAAGCAAGAAGUAGACUAAGGGAGGAAAGCUCUGAUCCAUUAAACUUCUAUAAUUGUAUAGACUUUUUUAAACACCACGCUGCAUCGAUCCCGAUAAACUUUUCUUCAUUACUCCAACCGACGUCUUCGUCACAUAACAGUGGCUCGCAUUCUACCAACGGAAAUGCGUUUGAAACGCACAUUCAUAGUCAUACCAAAGAACAUCCAUUCAAAUGCUACAUCUGUGAUCGAACGUUUUCCACUAAGAAGGAGGAAAACGAACACACUACGCUUCAUUACCUCAGUAAAGACGGCAAUAUGAAGCAGCAUCCACUAGUCUACAAGGAAAGUGAUAAGCAACUAGCUAACAGCAGAUCAGAGCCUGUUUUGGAUAACAGCUCGGAAUCAUUGUCUCCAAACCCAGUUCCAUCUAAUUUGGCAGAUAUUGAUGUAUUCAGUAAUCAAAGACAAUCAAAUAAUAGUAAAUCCAACAACAACCAAAAAGGAUUAUUUAACAAUGAGCCGCGAACUGAGUCACAAGAGCAGCUUGAUGACAGACAUAAGGACAUUCUAGUUGACAAAGUACAAUCAAAUGAGCCAUUUCAUCAACAUCUGCAACAUGUCAAUGCGGAAGGGUCGAUUAACAUGAAACAUUACUGCACAAUUUGUCGGAAGAAUUUUAGUUCUAGUUCAGCUCUCCAAAUUCAUAUGAGAACGCACACAGGAGAUAAACCAUUUCAAUGUUCAGUAUGUCAGAAGGCCUUCACUACCAAAGGCAAUCUCAAGGUUCAUAUGGGCACUCAUAUGUGGACUAAUGGUUCGUCUCGCCGUGGGAGACGGAUGUCUCUUGAAGUACCCAUAGGACGUCCCUUCCCGCUGAAAUCAGAGGUCGAUUUCUCCCAUCGGCGUCCGGAAUUCUUCUACCCAUAUCUUCCACCAUUUUUAAAUGGAGUGCAGAAUAAGUUUCCCGAUAUAGCUCCCAUCGCAUUUGGUAACAAUCAACAAGGAAACGGCAUCCCUAACAAAUAUGCAAAACUUAUGAGCUUUGGCCCUUUUCUAGCAGGACAUAAUCCACUAUUACCAAGCUUCAUUCCGAAUUCAUUCCAUAGUGCGAAGUCACCACUAUUCAAUGUUGACAAGCAUGAUGAACCACAAUCGCUCACUCAAAACGGAGAUUCAUCGAAACUUUCUAAAGAGAAUCAUAAUAACUCCACAGCAUUUAGAAUAGAGGAUAAGUUUUGGGAUGCUACAACUGGGAAAGUUCCCUCGGAUAAUAGCAGCCAUUCUACGAAAACUGGUGCAUCGAUGUUUGCUUUUAAUUCUGCAAAUCAAAGCGAAAAACUAGCGACAUAGCUUCCCUCGAUUUAGCAUGUUAACUUGAAUACGUAAAAGCGUUACAUAUCGAAAGUAUUAUAAACGAAAAUAGAUAGAAUUAUCGUCUAAGAGGUAUCAUUAAAGGCAUUCCGACGUUUGUUGUAAAAUAAAGACGUUUCUGUAAAAAUGUG
Molecule: messenger RNA, 4414 nt
Organism: Hermetia illucens (black soldier fly)
Lineage: Eukaryota; Metazoa; Arthropoda; Insecta; Diptera; Stratiomyidae
Gene: salr
Product: homeotic protein spalt-major
Exons: 8
Coding region: 762-4262 (1166 amino acids)
Biological process (GO): regulation of transcription by RNA polymerase II
Cellular component (GO): nucleus
Molecular function (GO): RNA polymerase II cis-regulatory region sequence-specific DNA binding; DNA-binding transcription factor activity, RNA polymerase II-specific
Source: RefSeq, a predicted model, not a curated record